UUUUUCAUAUAUGUCACGUGAUAAGAACAACAUGGCGCAGUAAACUGUUUACUGUUGGCAAGGCAUUACCAAUGAGUUGAAUUUGUAGUAUUUUUCAUUUUAUAAUAUCAGUGGACGGGACCAGAUACGCAAAAUCAGGGGUCUAUGAAGACUUCCAAGGGGUCUACGAAAGUGAAAAAAUAAAAUCUGGGUCUACAAUAAUAGAUUUUAUUUAAGCAGAAUUGCUACCAUUUAUAUUGUCAAAAAGUUGAUGAAAUUUCAAUUUUGUUGAAAAUGAGGAGUAAUUUUGAUUUUAAAACAAAAAAUCAACUGAAUGAGAAUGUGAGGCGAUUAAGAGAAAUCCAGCGAAACUGUAAAAAAAGGCAAGAAGAGAAACAAGAACCUGUAAAGGUUUUGUGGAAAUCAGAAAAAUAUUCAUGUGUUGAAUCAAAAAUAAAACAAGACAUUGAGAAACCAGUAUCUUCAAGACCAAGUUCUGCUAAUUUUCUUAGAGCACAUUCACGAGCAGGGCCACCAGUGAAGUUAGAGUCUCGACCUGUCACUCCGGACAUUACAAAUAAGACUAGUGUUCCUCCAGCAUCCACAGCCCAAAAUGUAACUUUAAUUCGACACAACUGGGACUUUAUCAAAGUCAAUGGAAUAAAUGCUAAGAAAGCAUCUCUAAACAGACCUCAUUCAUUGACAGCUUUAGAUGACUCUAAAAAACGUCAAGAAGAUCUCUUAAAUAAUUACCAUUUUGGUGAAGUACCUUCCUAUCUUCAAAAACGCAAACAGGAAUGGCGCCACGAAGAAGACCAACGUAUUGCUAACACACCUGAUCCUUCAAUGCCACCUGGUCAUCGCCAGCUUCCUGAAAAUGAAAGAAAAGAGACAUUGGAACUUUUAUUAGCAAAGCAAAAAGAUGUGGUCACACAAAUUCAAAAAUUACCAAUUGGUGCAGACACCAUAAGAGUGAAACAACAAAGACAGUCAUUGGAGAAACAGUUAACAGAAGUUGAGGAGGCCAUUAAAAUAUUCUCACGCCCAAAAGUAUUUGUUAGAGUUGAAUCAUAGUAAAAUUAUCUCAUCAGAACCCAUUAUUAUUUUCUAUUAAUUCCUGUCCUUUCUUUAAAAAGCUCUGUAUUUUAACUUUUGUUCAAAUAAAAAAAAAUUCCAAUGAUUAAGUUAUAUUUCAUCAACUGUAAUGAUUAUAGGUAUUUAUUUAAAUGAUAGUAUACAUUAAAUAGAAAUUGUAUAUUAUUGUCAAUUGAUCUGCAUAUUUAUUUACUUACAACAGAUUGGAAAAAAAAUGUUUUUUUUUUCAGUAAAAAAAAUUGGGACGUUUGAUUAUUAGAUCGUAUACAUUUAUUUAUAUUUUUAGGGGUCAUAUAAAUGAAUUCUAUUGAACUUUAUGAAUUGAAAUUUAAAUGCAACAUAUUUUUUCAACAUAAGACCAAAAUAAUGCUAAGACAAAUAUUUAACAGUUAUUGCCAUCUAUUAAGACUAGUAAGCAUGUGUAAUAUUUAAAGUUCUUUAGUUUUCAUCAUUAGAACCUUUUUGAUUUGUAGAUAUGAUGUUUCAUUCAUUUUAUUAUAGAUGAUAUAUCUGUUACUUAAUAAAAUGUGAGACAUUGUAGUUAAUUUACUGUCUAUUUUUCACUUGUUAAUUGUUUUUUGUCUGUUCCAAGGGCUAAUGAUUUUGCAUAACCUGUAAAUCUGCAAUUAUUUCUUAUUAGCAAGAAAAAAACAAAAUUCAUAUUCCUAGACUUUAGAAAGUUUACAAAUAUGGACUAACAAAAAUACAUAACACAUAAAGUAGCUCAUUACUAGAUUUGAGUAAAGUUUAUUGUGUCUGAUCUACAUGACUAAAAAUUUGAUUUAAAUUUCAUUGCAACAGUGCAGAUCACUUAAACAUUCAUUUACAACAGUACAGAUAAUUCAAAUUGAAUCAUUAAUUUACAACAGUGCAGAUAACUCAAACAUUCACUUGCAAUAUUAUAGAUAAUUCAAUUUCAAACAUUCAUUAACAAAAGUACACAUAAUUUAAAUUCAAACAAUAAUUUACAACAGUUCAGCUCAAUUAUGCAUUUGCAACAGUACAGAUAAUUCAAAUCUAAACAUUGAUUUACCACAGUGUAGAUCACUUAGUUAUUCAUCUACAAUUGUACAAUAUCACUCAAAAUUGGCAGUAGAAAAAUACUGGCCUUACUGAAAAACAAACUAUAUAGCUGCAGAUCCAUUUUCAAACUAAGUAAUGUUAAUUACUUAUCAAACAUGGCUCUAAAGAAUAGUUUGAUGAUAUGUAGUGUAAUUAAAAUUUAGAUAAAUUAGCACCUCUAUUAUGCCAUCCUUCUUUAAGUCAGUUCUCUUGAACACGUCCAUCUUUGGAAAACUUGAGACACAAAAAUUUCUAUAAGAACAUCAUCAUUGGAAAGAAAGUCUAAGCCAUAGAGAUGGGUAGGACAACAGCAAAGAAUAGAUGAUGAGACUAAUAGAAGGUAGUAGAACACAGAGAGGAAUGUAGAGAACUGGCCUGCAGAAAACUUAUAGUGUCUGUACUGUAAAAGUCAUAGGAAUGUGGGAUGUAUGGCAUGAAUUGCUUGGCUACACUCUACGUUUAAAGGCAGCAUAGAAAUCUAGCAGGUACCCCCUCUCAACAACCACCAUCUUCACAAAAGCAGAGAUGACCUUAGAAGUAUGUGGGGCCCUGUAUACUGUGAUACAUGGGCUUUGGAGCCAUAAGCGUAGAUUAUGUACAUACUGUACCACAUCAUACUAACAGGCUCAUCUGCCUCUAAUGCUAUAGAUCUUAAUAUUUUUACAAAACAAAGUACCUUACCUAGGUACUAGCAAUAUGUUAUAUUUAAGCCAAAAAUAUCAUGUAAAGAGUUUUUAUGGUAAUUGGUAUCAUAUAGAUCCUGGGAAAGCCUUCUAAAAUAUUGAGUAACAAGUCCUUGUUUAUAAUGAGAACUGAUCUGAUUUCCAUGGAUUGGAGGUGACUGUUGCACCACCCUAAUGAAACACAUGAAAUUGUAUGUUUUUAACAAAAUAUAAUAAACCUUUUUAUCAACAUUUUCAAGAAUAUGAUUAGCCUGUGUAUAGUAUUGCUGUGGAUUUCAAUAUAAAGAUUGUUGUGUUAUGGUUAUGAAUUUAGUUAACUUUAUAGAAUCCUAAAUGCUGCUGGUAAAAUCAUUGGCAAAAAAAAACAACAA
Molecule: messenger RNA, 3190 nt
Organism: Biomphalaria glabrata
Lineage: Eukaryota; Metazoa; Mollusca; Gastropoda; Planorbidae
Product: enkurin domain-containing protein 1-like
Exons: 8
Coding region: 274-1053 (259 amino acids)
Cellular component (GO): cytoplasmic microtubule
Source: RefSeq, a predicted model, not a curated record